This is a messenger RNA of Propithecus coquereli (Coquerel's sifaka), 396 nucleotides long. It is a transcript of the gene CT62, whose product is annotated as cancer/testis antigen 62. NCBI's taxonomy places the organism in Eukaryota, Metazoa, Chordata, Mammalia, Primates, Indriidae. The record is from RefSeq and is a predicted model, not a curated record.
AUGUCACCCUAUAGAAGACUUUUCCCGCCCCACCUCGCUAAUUGGCUUUCUGCCUGGAGCCACAUCCUCAGAGCAUUCAGCUAUUUCUCCUGCGGUUCCCCAGCCUGGAGCACGGUGUCUGCACAUGGGUUCUGGGAUGCUGACCCUCAGUCUGAGCUCCUGUGCCCCUGUAGGGGCCGCCCCCUCUUGACCUGUAACCCGUGACCAGGCCAGAGAGUACUCUGCAGCCACAGCUCUGAGGACACAAGCAGAAUGGUUUCUUGACGGCAUGUCAAGGAUUCCCAAUAAGCGUCAGGGAGUCUUCAGGCUACACUUCAGGUUAUAACUUCUUUCCCUUUCCCGCUUCACUCUCGUUCUCAUUCUCUUUCUCAUCCCACAGCCCAUCAGAGGAGAUAG